AUGGCUUUACUCAAGGCAGUUCUGAUUGUUCAUUUGUUCAUCAAGAAAUAUGAAACAUCUUUCAUGGCACUGCUAGUAUAUGUAGAUGAUGUAAUACUAGCUAGUGAUAAUUUGCAAGAAAUUCAGCUCUUAAAGGAUUUUCUGCAUGACCAAUUCACUAUAAAAGAUUUGGGGCCACUAAAAUACUUUCUUUUUUUGGAAGUAGCAAGAGCCAAAACAGGCAUCUCCCUUUACCAAAGAAAGUAUACACUAGAUAUUCUUCAAGACACGGGUAUCAUUGGUUCAAAAGCUGCUGCCUUUGUAAUGGAAUCUAAUCUCAAGUUGACUGCUGAAGAUCCUAAUCUCUAUGAAGAUCCACCAGCCUAUAGAAGACUUGUUGGCAGGUUAUUGUACUUAACACUCACAAGACCAGACCUUGCUUAUUCUGUCCAAGUCUUAAGUCAAUUCCUUGCCAAACCUACUGUUAGCCACUACCAAGCAGCCAUUAGAGUGUUAAGGUACUUAAAGGCCACACCAGGACAAGGCUUGUUCUUUUCAGCAUCAUCAGAACUCCAACUUAAGGCUUUCUCAGACAGUGACUGGGCAGGGUGCAUUGACACAAGAAGAAGUGUAACAUGA
Molecule: messenger RNA, 618 nt
Organism: Juglans regia (Persian walnut)
Lineage: Eukaryota; Viridiplantae; Streptophyta; Magnoliopsida; Fagales; Juglandaceae
Exons: 1
Coding region: 1-618 (205 amino acids)
Source: RefSeq, a predicted model, not a curated record